Penicillium diatomitis is the source of this 1533-nucleotide messenger RNA. RefSeq names its product putative UBX domain protein. Gene Ontology annotation, molecular function: protein binding. The coding region runs from base 1 to 1533 and encodes 510 amino acids. The transcript is spliced from 2 exons. Lineage: Eukaryota; Fungi; Ascomycota; Eurotiomycetes; Eurotiales; Aspergillaceae. The record is from RefSeq and is a predicted model, not a curated record.
AUGAGUGCCCACGUCGUAGUGAUUGACUCGACUGCCAGGCGGGCCACAAUCAAAACGACGCCUGGAAAAUACUUGACUGAUAUUCUGCAAGAAGCUUGCAUCAAGCUUGGUCAUAAUCCAAGCCAAUAUGGUCUAAAGUACAAUCGCAAGCAACUAGACUUAUCCUUAUCCUUUCGACUCUCCGGUCUAAUUUCUGGCGCAAAGCUGGAGCUUGUGCAACUAUCUCGGUCACCGUCCGUCGUUACGGUCGCGCUUCAACUUCCCGACUCCGAGGCCCGCGGAGCUCCAAAUGGGCGGAUUAUGGACAAAUUUCCGAGCACAACCACGCUGUGGUUAGUCCUGCGCAAGUUCGAAGCCGGUGUCGCAGGAAGCGGUCCUUUGAGAAAUCUCACAGCUCGCGGCGUUCCGCAUGCCGAAGGCAACUCUGGUGCUGGACGUUUAUACUACGAGAUUCCGGUACUACAGGUUCUUGGACGAGAGUUGUCGACCUUUACGGACCUGCAAAAGACACUUGCACAGAUAGGACUCAAUGAUGGGAAUGUGCUCAUGCGGCUCAGUUUCCGGCAGACCGAAGAACCACUGGAGGAGGCCAUGACCAAGAUUGCGGAAUACUUCCAGUCAUCCGAGAACGAGGUCUCGGCCGCAGUGCCUCCCCAGAGUACCACGACAAGUGCCGUGCCAGAACAAACGAAUGAGCCACAGGAGCCCCAGGGCUCAACGACAAGCUCGGUGGGCCAAGAAUCUGUCAGCGACGCUCCUUCUGGAGAUGGCCAGGAACCCACCGUGUCGACUUCUGAACCUAGUGAACCUACUGCUCCAACCUUAACUGCCGGUCGGUACGUAACCGUCUUCUCCCCACCGACCAGCGAUACCCCUUCUUCUGCACAAAUAAAACACAAUGAAGAAGACUACAUCCCGUCAAUCGAGCACGCAAAGGCCCAUCAGCGACUUCUCAACGAGGCAUCGCGCAACAAGCGGCUCUUCACAGACGCCGAAUUGGCUGCAAAAGCCGCCGAGGAAGAGGCCCGGCGAGCAAAUGUUCGUGAAGUCGAUGUAAAGGUUCGAUUUCCAGAUCAGAGCCAAGUGGUGGCUAAAUUUGGACCCCAAGACUCUGGCUCAACACUCUAUGCCUUUGUUCGCAGUUGCCUAGCACCGGCGCUAGCAGCUGAAAACUUCGUCUUGACUACUUUUUCUCAUCCAUCACCUGCCCGGUCUGCGCAUACAAACACUAUCCCGGACUCGGAUCAGUCUUUAUUAAUCAAACACCUCGGCUUAGCUGGCCGAGUUCUUCUCAAUUUUUCAUGGCGUGACGCGUCCCUGGCUAGCCAGCGUCGAACAGAUCUUUUGCGCCUUGAAUUGCGCAGUCAAGCUCGGGAGAUAAAGGUCGAGCAGCCCCCCGAGUCCGUCGAAGAGCCAUCCACAUCUCUUUCCUCCAAGUCGGAAGCAGGCGCUGCGCAGAAUACAGGAAAGCCCAGCGGCGGCCGUAAGAGUGGUGGUAUUCCCAAGUGGUUGAAAUUACCGGGCAAGAAAUGA